Molecule: messenger RNA, 6367 nt
Organism: Lethenteron reissneri (Far Eastern brook lamprey)
Lineage: Eukaryota; Metazoa; Chordata; Hyperoartia; Petromyzontiformes; Petromyzontidae
Product: nascent polypeptide-associated complex subunit alpha, muscle-specific form
Cellular component (GO): nucleus
Molecular function (GO): protein binding; transcription coregulator activity
Source: RefSeq, a predicted model, not a curated record
CCUCAACCACGCCCCCUCGGGCCCAGCAGUCGCGGAGUUGCGACGGCCGCCGCCUAAAGACGCCGCAGCGGGGUCAUGCUUCUACCGUCGGACAUAGCCAGGCUCGUGCUGGGUUACCUGCAGCAGGAGCAGCUCGCAGAGUCGUGCCGCGUGUUCGUGCAGGAGAGCCCUCACCUGCGCGAGUAUGCGCUCCACUCUGCCGGGGACGUCGUGAGCCCCGUGUGUGUGCUGUCGCUGUUUGGACGCAGCCUGACGUCCAUUCUUGAGGAGUACAUCGCUAUCAAAGCUAAAGCAGAUGUGUCGAGCAAUCCGGCGGGGGUCCUGUGUGUGCUAUGGAAGAGGCUGGAGCAACUGCUCACACAGAUCAGAGAAUACCAGAAUGCGUCUGGGACGCAGGCUUCAGCAGACGAGCGUGGCGCCUCCUCCGUGCGUCUCGCCACGCAUUCCAGUCGCCUCCCUGAGCCAGCGUCGGUGGCGAAGUCCGUCGCAAAGGGCAGCUCAACGGCGUCCACGCAGAGCCCGGUCACGGCGAGUGCCGUCGACACCCGCACACUGCCUCCCCGGGCUCCGCACACCUCGACCUCCAAUCUCACCCCUGCGUCCUCCGCCACCGCGUCGGCCGCGCUCUUGAUGCCCUCGUCCUCCUCCUCGCCGCUGCUGCUGAUUUCUCCGCCGUCGUCGUCCACGGUUUUAUCCGCGCCGUCGUCGUCGUCGCUCCCAUCGUUGGAGCCGAAUCCCCCCGCGAUGGCCGGCGUCCAGCUGCCGCUCGUGCUCGCCACGCCGCCCUCCGACUGCACGGCCGUCACGUACAUGCUGGCCCAACCGUCCGCGUGCCCCGUCCAACCGCCGUCGUCGGCGCCGGGGACCUCGAUGCCGGGGCAGGCCUUGCUGUCGUCGCUCGGCUCGGUCCUGCGGCCCAGGGCCACCGUGACGCCGACGCCUUCAGCGGACAUCUGCUCACUGCUGGGCAGCUCCGCUGACCCGUCCGAGGCUGGGCCCGCCACGAAGAUACUGGCCGGGUUCGGGAGCAGCCUCUCGAGCAGGGAGAGUGGAGGACGCGAGGUGUCCAGCACAGUGCUGCGAUCCGGAGUUCUGGUGAGACAGAUUGUUGACCCGGUGAGCCAGGCGCCUGGCAUCUUGGCGUCUUCUGCCAGCAGCAGCAGCAGUGGCGGCAGCAGCAGCAGCACCAGCAGCACCACCAGCCCCAGCAGCAGCAGCAGCUCUGCGCAUAAACUAUCGAUUUCACUCUCAGUUCAAGACCAGGGUGGAGACGGAGCCACCCUGGAAAUGACCGCAGAGAGUCUGUCGCAUCAAGUGUUGGAAACAGCCUUGGAGACGCUGCUGGGUGACUCGCGGCUCCAGGAGAAACUGGCUGAGAACAUCAACCAAGUCUUCUAUAGUGAGACUGUGGUGACGGUGACGGACGCGGUGGCUACUCCGUCGGCACCUUCCGCGGACAACGGUGAUCCGCAGUCCAUUGAAGACUUCCUCAACCUGCAGGGCGAAUGCAACAUGAGCCGGGAGUCGAUCCAAGACAUCGUGACGCUCACGCAGUCCGACCCCGCCUUCCACUCCCUCUUCCAGCUCUUCGACUUGGGAACGCAGGGCGGCUCGUCGGGAGGUGAAGACGAAAGCAACGAGGAGAUGGAUGAGGCAGAAGAGGGAGCGGCCAACGGGGAGGUGGGGGAGGAGGAGAUAUUGGGUGGCGCUGACUGCCACGGCGACGACGACGCAAACCCUGACGAGGGUCGGCAACGCGAGGAGGUGACGGAGAUGGGCGAGGAGACGGAGCGACACGCCGGGGACGGAGGGGAGGGUGGGGAUGGAGGGAAGGGAGACGACGUGAGGAAGCAGGGCCAGUGCACGCACGACUACCAGGACGUGGGCGGCGAGGUGUGCCUCGGGGACGAGUCACAUGACAAAUCGUGCGGUGUCCCGAUGCCUCCCGCUCACCUCGCCCAUGAAACCCUCACCACGGCCAUUCGCACGCAGGUGCGGGAUAAACCGGUCGACGGCAGGGCGGCAAAAUCUAAGCGGGCAAAGCCGCCCACCAGAGUUGCGCUCCCUGGCAAGCGGCUGGGCAGGCCCCGAUCCUCCGCGAAAUCGAGUGGAAAAAAUUCCCCCAAAGUCUCCCUCAAAAAGCACGGGGCCGGCAAAGACGCCACAGGAAGCCAGGGCGCCGUAGUCGAUCCGGCCGUGGGGGUUAAAGCGGCGGCGCCCGUCAGGCAAGGAGACGGUGCCAACGUCGAGUCGGUCAUGGGGGGCAGCGGAGAUGCGGCGGGCGGCGCCCCCGACGGCGCCACGGGGACGCCGGCGAAGAAGAAGCAUCCGCGCAAAAGAGCAAAGGGGAAGAAAUUGGCCGGCGCCGACACGACCGUGGCGGCCGCUUCCGCCUCCGCCGUGACUCCCGCGGGGCCCUCCCUGCCGGGUGCUUCUGAGGGAGCGCCGGCGUCCGUGGAGGCUGCUCGCCGCCCGGCGGCAGCGGCUGCGCCGGACUCGGCGGGCAGGGAGGUGGCGGGCGGCGCGUGGGCCAGCGAUGUGGAGCUUCGGAGCGCCGUGUCGUCCAUCACGGGCGAGAGCGCGGCGACCUCGGAUGCGGGUGGUGGGUACCACUACCCCGGCAGUCCAGGGAGGCCCCUCACCCCCCAGCAGUGCAGGCCGGAGCGACACGUGGUCACGGCGUCACCGUUGGGGGCGCCGGCGAUCAGGGCAGUGCUGCCUCCCGCCGACAGACGCUGCCCCCAGCAACCACGGGGUGGCGAGCGUCAACGGCACCAAUCCACUCCCGAGCGGUUGCACGUGCUGGCCGCCGCGCCACCGCCUGUCUCUACCCCGUUAGCCACCACUGCCGUCUGCGGAGUCACCGUCUCCAGGAACGCUGACGCGCCACUUUGCGCCAUCGCGACGGACAGAUUCUGGGGGACCCUGGUGCCGAGCAUGCCACGGCAUCCCCCGCCACUUGCCAUGGGCAACAUCGCCGUUCCCGCGGCAACGGUCACCGUGUCGACCGCCACCCAUUUCCUAACGACAUCGCCGCCGAAGAACAUCACCAUGCGCGGGACGGUGUUACAGCCAGGGAUCAUCACGUCGCCGGAUACGGGCCCUACGUUCUUGGUGCGCCCCGUGCUGCAGGGCGUGGUGGGAGUGCUGUCCGUGCUGGGUUCUCCUCCGCGCACUUUGUCGCUGCUGCCUCACCAGAUCGUGCAGCUGUCGCCUCCUCGACAGCCUGUGGCUGCUGCUGCUGCCGGCGCUGCGCACACGAGGAAGUCCCGCUUCGCCGCGUCCACCCCGUCCAAACCCAUCGCCAUCUCGCCCGGCAUGAGCCACGUGCUGCUCUCCCCGGCACCCAGCACCUCCACCACCACCAUCUCCUCGCCCACCUCGCAGCCCCUCAUCGUGUCAGCAGGCUCCUCGCUGGUGUCGGGGAUGAGUCGCAUCUGCAACCUGGCCGACCGGCUCGAGCGCUGCAAGGAGAAGGAAUCACUCGUGCCGGUAGAGAUUUUGGCGUCGGCGCACAAACUCUCCGAGCCGCGUGACGCCGAGAGGGCGGGCGGGAGCAGCGUGAGCCCCGCGGACGCCGCCCCGGCGCCACCCGCCCCUCACCGGCGCGUUCUCACCUUCGACGGCGUUUCCCUAACGCGGGCGCCGGGCGGCUCCCGGAGAACGUCGGGCGACGCUGGGCCCGCCGCCGCCGCCGCCUCCUCGCGACGCUCGCCCAAGUCUCCUGCACAGACGGCCAGGAAGGCGGCGACGGGCGACGCCAAGGACGUGCCCGGCAAGAGGGGGAAGGGGGAGGAGGGCGCGGGGGCGGUUGCCGCGUCCGCUUCGGAGAGGAGGACGGCGGCGGCGGCCAAACGCGACGCCGGCAGGAGCCCCGCCAAGGGAGGCGACGCCGGCAGGAGCCCCGCCAAGGGAGGCUCCGCCGCCAGGGCCAGGCCCGAUGGCAAGGCCGACAGGGGCAAGUCCAAGAGUCCCCCGGACUCGGCGGCCGGCAGGAAAGUGGGCAGAGCGGGGGGCAAGAGCGGCCCUCGCGCGGAGCCCGGCCGGAAGGGGGACGCCGCCCCCGCCGCCGCCGCCGCGCCGGCUCAGCGCAGCCGCAAGGGGCAGCGGCGCGACAAGGAGUUCCCGCGGCUCGUCACGCCCGUCAUCAAGAGACCCGUACCGCUGUCUGACGCGAGCGCGGGGGCCGAGGCCCCGGCGGCGCUGGCGGCGGUGGUGGUGCCGAGAGCGGCGACGCGGAGGGCGGGCCGCGGGGUCGGGAAAGAGGCGACCGCGGCGGCAGCUGCCGCGUCCACGAAGACGAACACCGCGAAGGCGAAUGUGGCGGCGCCGGCGGCGCUGUGCCCGCUCACGCCGGACCCGUGCGCCCGCAGCCCCGCCAGCGAGGCCGGCAGCGAGAGCAGCGUCAGCAUGGCCGCCCAGACGCUCGUCUUCCUCUCCCAGGCGGCCAAGUCGCGCGGCGCUACGGCCACUCCGCCUCGCCGGCCGCCCGACGGUUCCCCGGCGGAGCGCGACGCCGGAGGCUCUGCCGCGGUGACGAUGCCGCCGCCGGCGCACAGGCAGUCGGCGCAGAAGCAGCAGCGGCGCGAAACAGACGGCACGCCCGUGUCCCCGCGGAGGUCGGCGCGCCACCUCCUCGCCGAGUCGCCCAGGUCCCGCCCGGGGACGUCGUCGGGGAAGGCGGGGGGGGAAGAGGCGCAGGCCGGGGCGCCGGCGGGCGAGACGAGGAGGGGCACGAAGAGGAAGGCGAGGGGGGAUGAGGGGGGGGCGGCGGCAGAGGAGGCAGCGGCGGCGGCAGCAGCGGGCAAAGCCGCCCAGGACUCGAACGCGUUCAAGAGCCCCUCGCCCGUGAGGAGGUGCGGGAGCAGCGCCAAGAACAAACGGAAGAAACAGAGGCUCGACUACUUCCCUCCUGGCGUCGACGUUGAGCAGUUCCUCGCCAAGCUGCACUACGUGGAGUAGCCCUUGCCCCGCCCCGCCCCCCAGCCCCCUGCGACACUUCCACGUCAGUUUAUUGAAUUUUUGGUGGCACAAGCGUUGGCGGCGCUGCAGAUUUUCCGCGCCACCCCCAAGGGUUCCCGAGGAGAGGUUGGACUGCUGCGACGUGCCUGCAUCGCGAAGUGCCUGCAUCGCGAAGUGCCUCCCGAAUCGUCGCUGUCUCUCCCUGACUGUGAUGAAAGUGAUUUGUGAUAAUUUUUUAUUUAUCGUUGUUAUUGACAAAAGUUUCAGUGGGAACAGCGUCCCUAGGGUCCGCCAUCGAUCGGUGCGUGGAUGCUCGAAGAAGAGCCCCGUUCGUUUUUAGUGUUGGGGUUGCGUCUGUUUUUAAACGCAGCAGGGAUGUUGCCCCGUUUUCUACACGUAACGGCCCUCUCUCACUAGACUGCUUGGAUGUGGGUCUUCCUGUGCAGUGUUAAAUAACAAUGGCUGUGAACUAAUCCCAAUGCAGCCUCCCAUGCAGCAGCAGCAGCGGCAGCAGCAGCGGCAGCGGCUGGUUGUGUUUGUGUGAGGGGACUGCAGAGAAAGAAGUUGCUCCAAGUGCACCGACCAAAGUGGAUCUGCUUCACGACUCCUUCGACUCGGAGUUGACGUCGUCAUUGUAAACGGUCACGAGGAGACUGGAGAACCCUUUUUGGCUCUGGUCUGCCGGUGUACCAGCCACCCCGUGCCACUUUAGAUAUCGCGCGUAGGAGCUGGGACCAUAACUCGGACCGUCGCUCUUUUUUCACAACUUGUAAAAAUUUACGUUUGAGUGGUCGGUCUAGAAGCGAUGAUGUCGUUCGAGUGUUUGAUUCGCAGUUUAAAAGGUUGAGAGUUCCAAUCCCAGCUCGGGGUCAAUUUAGCCCAUCAUCAGCAUCAUCAUCAUCAUGAUCACUGCCCCUCCAGGAUUGAUUUAAUGUAUUGUGCAGUCGCUCUAUGUGGAGAUUGUGCCCCCCAGCAUGGGAACAUGGAAUUUAGACAUUUGGCCGAGUUAAGCUGCUGUAGAGGGGGGGAGAGUUAUUGCUCGUUUUAGGUAGGGAGUUGACAGCACGGAGUAAGGUUAAGUGUUUCACAUGUAAAAUAUUCAAUGUUGACUGAGCAUUCCAACAGUAAACAAAAGUCAAUAUAAUCCAUAUAUUAUGUUUUAAAUACCGAAUUGGCAACGGAAGCCCUUUGAAGUGAAUUCAAAUGAACUCGACUAGUGCCGCUAUUUUGACCAAAACCUCCCAAAACAUCAAACCCAACCAAAUAAAAGGUGGGUUUACAUUUUUUCUCACGGUUCGGUCAAAUAGAUUGCGCAACUCUUAUUUAUUUGACUUUGCGUGAACAGGGGUAAAUAUAUAAGGUUAAUGUACAUAGAACAUGUGAAUAAAGUGUACGGAAAGUGUUA